Molecule: messenger RNA, 4269 nt
Organism: Dreissena polymorpha
Lineage: Eukaryota; Metazoa; Mollusca; Bivalvia; Myida; Dreissenidae
Product: mitofusin-1-like
Exons: 18
Coding region: 261-2432 (723 amino acids)
Biological process (GO): mitochondrion localization; mitochondrial fusion
Cellular component (GO): mitochondrial outer membrane
Molecular function (GO): GTP binding; GTPase activity
Source: RefSeq, a predicted model, not a curated record
GCGUGAACUGGUCUAUACCUGCAUUUAAAAGUUGUAUUGGACCGGUCUUUGUUACUUGUCAACUUUUCGGGAAUUUCUGGUUGACUUUCCUAAUGGGGUUGGUCCAUAAAAAUCAUAAAAAGUGACAUUAAAAGUUAUGGUAGCCAGAACUAGUGUAAGUCGAUAAAACUAGUGUAAGUCGAUAAAUAAAAGGACUGAAUGAUUGAAAAAGAUUACUCAGAUGCUUGAAGAAAGGACUAUCGUGCAGCUUCUAUCAAUGAAUGAACAUGGACAGUAAUCGUAGAGUACUUAUGGAUGCUGGAUCAAGCGACCCUCUUCAAUGGUUUGCACAAGCGCAGCAAUCAAUCAAGGUGAAUUUCACAGAGCUGCUGGAAAUCAUCGAUUAUUCCGACACAUUAAUUAAAGGUAGCGGGGAACACAUUGAUAUGGGUGAAUGUCAACAUAAAGUGACGGACCACCGGCAGAAAGUGUGCAGAGUCAUGGAGGUGCUGGCCAGAGAUCACAUGAAGGUUGCCUUUUUUGGCGUGACGUCAAGCGGGAAGAGUACAGUGAUCAACGCCAUGUUGAGCGAGAACGUCCUGCCGUGUGGAAUGGCACACAGGACUCACCGCAUCCUGCAAAUCGAGGGCUCCGACUCCGAAAAGGUCAUUGUCCUGACAGAAAGGGAACCAGACACGCCUAAGAGUAUAGAGUCCAUCAAGAAGCUGGCUGAUGCCCUGAAAAAUAAUGAGAGCGAUUUCGUACGGAUUCUCUUUCCAAAAACCAAGUGUCGACUUCUCAGAGAGAGGGUAGUUCUCGUGGACAGUCCUGGGAUAGGCGUGACUACUGAACUAAAUCUAUGGUUGGACAAGUUCUGCCUGGAUGCCGAUGUGUUUGUUCUCGUGUCCGACGCAGUGGCUACUCUUACACAGACGGAGAAGAAUUUCUUCCACAAGGUCAUCGAGCGUCUUUCUAGCCCCAAUAUCUUCGUCCUUCUCAACCGCUGGGACCAAUCCGUAUUCGAAGAUGACGUAGCGGAGGUGCGAGAACAACACAUCGACCGACACCUCGAAUUUCUGUGUCAAGAGCUGAACGGAAUGGAUCGGGCCAAAGGGCUCGAACGGAUUUUCUUUGUCUCUGCGAAAGAGGCGCUAACUACGCGUCUCGUCGAGAAAGGCGAAGAACGUGCAAAAGCUCAACUCCCGGGGCUACAAGAAAGGCACAUCAGUUUUUGCAAUUUUGAAAGAGCAUUGGAGGAGUGUAUGUCAAAGACUGCUGUAAAAACGAAGUUUGAGCGGAACAAUAAUCUCGGCAAGAGCAUCACGACGGAGAAUUGUGCCUUGGUAAAAGACAUUCUCAAAAGCAGUCGGCAACAUAUUGAUCGUAUGAGAUUCGAUCGGGAUGAGAUGGCAAAACACCUGGACUUCAUGGCAAAACAACUCCACAACUCCACCUGUUCACCUGUGAAUUCAUAUACACGAUUACUAAAACCGUUGCGGGCGUCUAUACCGAGUUUUAGAAUUGCGAAGAAGACUCCUUAUUCGAGGUUCUUAAACCUUAUGUCAGGUUUAAAUAUCGCCAAAAUAUUAACGGAUGAAAUCAAUCGCCUACCCAAACUUGUGGAAGCGUUUAAUAGACCGUUCCCGGACGACCAAAAUUCACUGAACACGUAUACACAGGACUUGAGUACACACGUCCAAAUAAGCCUUAGUCGCAAUGUGGAAUUGCGCUGCACUGAAGCCCAAAAGUCCGCGCAAAAAACCACCAUGCAGGAAAUGACAGACAAAAUGGUUGCCAAAAAUUUCCCAGAAGAAUAUCAAACGAAAUUCCACAAAGUGAUGCAAUGGCAUGACAAUAACUUCGCUGUCCCAAACGGGUUUGGCUCUCGAGACAUGUUUUCCGAGUUUAACGGUUUUGGCUCUGGAAACCUGUUUUCCGAGUUAUUGAAGAAGUUUGCCUUCCAUUUCGACAUCCCUCUGGACGAAUGGAUUUACGUAGCUAUAGGGGCGUCAGUCACAGUGGCGUUGGCUCUUCUUUUGCCGCGGAAGUUUGUCGUGGUAGGUUUGUUAACUUUUAUCAGCGGUCUGCCCGUUUACAAAUACUACCAACUAGUAAAGAAAGAACAAGAUUUUAAGGCCCGAUACGUUGAAUACGUGAGCACAAAGCUGAGAUCCAUUGUCGCCAGUUACAGCACAAUCUGCAGCGAACAAGUAGAACGAGUGUUAAUUUCGACAUUUGACGAGCUAUGCAAGGAGGCGCACAGCAUAGAAGAAACUCUUAAGAAGGAGGUGGAACAGCAGGACAUUACCAUUAAACAGCUCGAGCUCGAUUGGACUGCCACCAACUUGAAGGCUGAAGCAUACUGGGAUAAAGCAGAAAGAUUGCGCAAAGCCUUUGACAAGUUUGAGGAGCAAUUUUUAACAGUUCCCGGCAACGACCCCCUCUCUCCAUGAUUGGAAUUGAAAUGUGAAUUACAAUGGCGAUGUUGGACAAGAAAGACGUGAACAAAAAUCAAGCUGAUAUCAGAAAUGAUGUCUAUAAAAAUUAAUUGAUAUAGAGAGAAUAACAGGUUACUUCCUGAUCUUUUUGUAAAAUAUCAGGCAAGGCUUAAUAAUAUAACGGCGAGGCUUGCCGAGCAGUUAUUUUAUUCGUGCCGAGCCUGAUAUAUUACAAAACGAUCAGGCAAUAACCUGUUUUUCUGUUUAUCAUACCUCUACGGCAACGAUUUUGAAUAAAUAAUGGAAAAAAAAUCGCUAAAAAGCUUCUUUUAGCGGAUAUAAUAUGGCUUUUUUCGUUUGACGUGUUAAUAAUGACGUCAUGAGCACGCGCACUUAAUAUUUGUAAAAAGAGUGGUUUUUGCAGUUUCUGUUGCAUUUUGUGUUUAAAAUAUAUAACAUCUUGGUAUCAAUUUGUUUGUUUUGUUUAAAUUGAUUCGAAUUUACUUAAAAUGAUUACUUUAUAGUUGAUUCCGAGUAAUAUGACCUCCUUUCAUUGACUGAUAAAAGAACUUCCUGUUGACCAUGAUAUAAAAAAAUAUCAGGCAACGUUAUAUCAGGCAGGUAUCAAUACGGUGGAACGAUACAUUCCUGUAAAUGUUAUGAAUUACUUUAGAAUGCUAGGAGCGUGCAGAAAUAAGUCACAUACACAUUGCAUAUUAUUUAUAUUGUAGAUUUGUAUUUGAAUUUGUUUUCAAUAUAAAUUUAAUGAGUAGCUCUGUAUCACCAUUUCUUAGUUUUGUAAUGCACGCUUUUACACAAAUGUAUUUUAAUUUGUUUAUUAAAUGCUUUUGAUUGAAAAAUGUAAGUAAUUAUUUGAAAGAUGCGAUUAUAUAUAUUUACAAAAUGUUAAGUUAUAUGUCUGCAUAUUUUAAUGUGUUUAAGUGUAUAUUAGUGUAUAUGAGUUGUAUGGCAUGGUAUCUAGUUUUGAGCUCAAAUAUAUAACAACAUUUAUAACAUGAAUCCAAUUAUAAAUUCGCCGAAAAAAUAUUUAGUUAAUAAGAGAUAUUGAGACGAUCCGCAACCAAUAUCAAAAUAAUGAAUAGCGCAUGCUCAUUUAGUUUAUUUGCACUAAGUUGUUUGAUGGAUAUUGUUUGUAAUUGAAAUUGUAUGCAUGCGUGUUUUAAUGGAAAACAAAUGAUAUAGUUUUUAUCACCUGUUAUCAUGGACUAAAGUUUUAUUAAUAUUUUGUGGUAUGUGGUGCACUGUUAAGACCGUCUGGAAGAAUAGGAAAGGGUAUAUUAACAAAAAGAAUGUAAGUGUGUAAGCCCAAUUGAGCGGUGAAGUCUUGCACUAUUGACCGGACGCACAGUCUUCAUUUUGAAAUCAAUAUUUUUACAAGCUUUUACAUGCUCACAACUUGCAAUAAAACUGCAAUCAUAGACAGGUCGGUUUAGAAUUUUUAACCCAGUGCGGUCACUGAAAGUACUCUUUAUCUUUAAACGUACAUGCAACGUUGGAGGGGUGAGAUUUACCCUUUCCGUAACAUAUCACUUUUGCUUGAAAUGAUGAUAAUCAUUUCGUUCCAAGGUUUAAUAAAGAAAUUCCUGUGAAUUUCUUUACCGGUUCGGUAUAUAUUGCAGUAUUGUUUUGUCUUAAAUUGUAAAGAAAACUAGUUUUUCAUUGGUUACAACAGACCACGUAAAGGACUUAGUUAUGUGUUAUGUCUGUAGCGAUAUAUAUUAAGCGUAUCUUACUAUAAUGCAUUCCUAGAUGUCGGUGGACUUUAAACCUAAUACUGCAGACACAUAUUAUCCCUUCUUUAAACGUUAAAUAAAUAAAAUGACGUCAUACA